AUGGCGACGCCCUCGCAAUUUGCCAUCACUCAGCGAGGCGCACAGAACAGCAUCCUACAAGAUGCCAUCGCUGAUUUUAAGGGCGUACUUACCGAUGACUGGCUCCAGAAAUUUCGAGACGUACAAGCAGUUCCGAAUGCUGAUGCCGUCUUGGUAUUUACCGCACAGCUCGACUCUGUAAACAGGAGCAGAAGAGGGCAGAGUUACGCAAGUCGUGUCCAUUCGUUUCUGUCCUCGGUCCGUAGUUUUUGUGGUGUCGUGGACACUUUUGCAUCUGUGAAGCCAGAAGUCGCCGCUCUCGUAUGGGGGAGUGUAAAAUUGACGAUGGAGAUCAUCCUGAACUAUACUUCGUACUUUGAAGUGACGUCGAAUCUGUUUUUACAAUUGGGCAAACUCUUCCCGCUCUUCGCCGAGUACCAAGCCCUGUAUCCUACCUCAGACCGACUCCGCCAGUCCCUGUACUAUUUCCAUGCGUCAAUCAUCUAUUGCUGCAAGCACCUCGUGGUUAUCCUGCAACGUUCAUGGCCACAACAGCUUGUCCAAGCUAUGAGGACAUCCUUCGAGCAAGAAUUCAAGCAUGACAUGGAUAACAUUCGAACGUGCAGCGAACGCGUCAGAGAUGAGAUCCAUCUAGCCAAAGCACAAGCUGAUCGCCAUGACCAGGAACUUCAAGCAUUGGAGAGGGAAGUAUCAUCUAAUGAUAGGUCUAUCAUAAAGAAAGCAUUGUUGAAUUCAAGCGCAAAGUUAGAGAGGAUCCGCGCGAUGCAGCUGAUCAAAAAAGGAAGGGAACAUCGAGAACGAAUGGUCGAACUAGUGGAGGCUGUUUCGAGGUACGACUAUGUAAGACUACUUAAACAGAGUCGUUCCAAGAGAUUUCAGAACACAACGAGUUGGAUUUUCGAAACAUCCGGGUUCCACCGUUGGAUCGACGGCAACGGCUCCUUGCUCUGGCUUACAGGUAAAAUUGGUUCAGGUAAAAGUAUUGCUGCUGGAAAUGUAAUAGACCAUAUCGUCCGCAUCAAGGGGUCUUUAGGUUGCAUGGUCUCCUAUUUCUUCAUACGAUCGGAUGACCAAGAGUCCUGCACUGCAGAUGCAGUCCUCAAGUCCCUUAUCCGGCAAAGGCUGGAUCCAGCCACGAUCUCUCGAGAGGAUAUACCUGUGCUCCAGGCAAUACAUUCGUCCAGUUCGGACAUUAUCAGGUUGCUUGGUAGACUUAUGGUUUCGCCGCGAAGUUCAUACAUUAUUGUUGACGGACUAGACGAAUGUGAUAAUUCAAAUCAAAAACAGCUACUUGCAGCCCUGUCGUCACUAGCUCGCUCGAGCCCUAACAUUAGACUGUUUCUUUCUGGUCGCCCAAGUCUGGACAAGGAUUUGCGUAAAUAUUUCAAGGAAUCUGUAGAGUCUCUCGUCAUUGGCGGUGACUCUACAGGUGAAGAUAUCCAUGCAUAUGUUGAGCAUAUCAUCGAUGAGAGGAUUGACGACGGCGAUCUUCGGGUCCGAGACCCUACUUUGGCGCGUACUGUGAAGCAAACACUCAUUCGCGGUGCUCAAGGAAUGUUCCUGUGGGUGACUCUACAAGUUGAGGAACUCUGCUCGAAGCACAGCGAUCACGACAUCCGUGAGACUCUUUAUUGCCUGCCAGAAGAUUUAGAGGAGACUUACCGUCGAGCACUCCAACGCAUAGUGAAUCAGAAACACCACCCAAUAGCGCAGAGAGUUUUUAUGAUGAUUGCCGCAUCGAAGCAAUUGCUUACACGAGAUGAACUUCAGGAGGUGCUGGCUUUAGAGAUUGGUCAGAAAUUUAUUGAGCCAGCCCGCAUGAUCAACGAUAUGGACCGCAUCGCAUCUUGGUGUGGAAAUCUGGUACAAGUUGAUGAAGAGGACCAGACCGUCCAGUUUUCACAUUCAUCGAUCCGAGAAUUCCUUUUGAAGGGACCUUUAAACCCUGAGCUUGAAGGAUUUCAUGUUGAUUGGGAGUCAUCUGACCACAAUCUCGGAGAAUUAUGUUUGACUUACAUUGAUCUCAACAAUUUUAGGCGGAUAGUCGCUCGCAGAACCAAGCCGAUAGUCUUGGGUAACCCGUUACGAAUGGCGCAACCAUUUCUCGGGAGUGGAAAACGUAUGGCUCUGUUCGCCAAAUUUUCGAAUACAACAGUAAAUGAGUCCUAUGAGAUAGAGCCGCAAAACUUUGGAACUCAACCCCAAUCUUCCUUAGGUGUCGGUUUUGGACAUCCCUUCUUGAAAUAUGCCUCCGUGUACUGGAUUGCUCAUUCCGAAAACUUCUGGGAGGAAGAAACUAAGACCUGGAAGAUAUGGAAACAGAUCAUAUUCGAGGGCCAUGAGCUGGCGAAGAUACCGUGGCAGGAAGCUCCCCUUAGAGACCAAGGAUCUAUUUUCACUUGGGCUUUGCAAAAUCGCCAUUUUGCCCUAAUGCGGCUCGUGGUCUCAAGCAGUUUAGUCAAAGCUUCUCAGCAAAAUGCCUUUGUCCAAAAGGUUAUAGAAGAUGGCGAGAUGAGAAAUCUUAAUUUCAUGAUAAAGAGGGGGCUAUCUAGCGAGAUUUUGAACUUUUCGCUACAAAUGUCUGCAAAAAUAGGUAAUCUGAAUGUUAUCGAGAGACUGCUAACUGCUGGCGCUGAUGUCAACGCAAAGCCAGCAUAUGAAUAUGGUCGGACUGCUCUCCAAGCCGCUGCAGAAGGUGGUCAUCUAAACGUUGUCGAGAGACUGCUAGCUACUGGCGCUGAUAUUAAUGCACCAGCAGGUAUGCAUGGUCGGACUGCUCUCCAAGCCGCUGCAAAAGGUGGCCAUCUUGAUGUUGUCGAGAGACUGCUAGCUGCUGGCGCUGAUGUCAAUGCAGAGCCAGCACGUAUGCAUGGUCGGACUGCUCUCCAAGCUGCUGCAAAAGGUGGUCAUCUAAGUGUUGUCGAGAGACUGCUAGCUUCUGGCGCUGAUAUUAAUGCACUAGCAGGUAUACAUGGUCGGACUGCUCUCCAAGCCGCUGCCGAGGGUGGUCAUCUAGGUGUUGUCGAGAGACUGCUAGCUGCUGGCGCUGAUGUCAAUGCAGAGACAGCACGUAUGCAUGGUCGGACUGCUCUCCAAGCCGCUGCAAAAGGUGGCCAUCUUGACGUUGUCGAGAGACUGCUAGCUUCUGGCGCUGAUAUUAAUGCACCAGCAGGUAUGCAUGGUCGGACUGCUCUCCAAGCCGCUGCAGAGGGUGGUCAUCUAGGUGUUGUUGAGAGACUGCUUGCUGCUGGCGCCGAUGUCAAUGCACCAGCAGGUAUUCAUGGUCGGACUGCUCUCCAAGCCGCUGCAAAAGGUGGCCAUCUAGAUAUUGUCGAGAGACUGCUAGCUUCUGGCGCUGAUAUUAAUGCACUAGCAGGUAUGCAUGGUCGGACUGCUCUCCAAGCCGCUGCAGAGGGUGGUUAUCUAGGUGUUGUUGAGAGACUGCUUGCUGCUGGCGCCGAUGUCAAUGCACCAGCAGGUAUGCAUGGUCGGACUGCUCUCCAAGCCGCUACAGAAGGUGGUCAUCUAAACGUUGUCGAGAGACUGCUAGAUGCUGGAGCCGAUAUCAAUGCAGAGCCAGCAUAUGAACAUGGUCGGACUGCUCUCCAAGCCACCGCGGAAGGUGGCCAUCUUGAUGUUGUCGAGAGACUGCUAGAUGCUAGCGCCGAUAUCAAUGCAGAGCCAGCAUAUAAAUAUGGUCGGACUGCUCUCCAAGCCGCUGCAGAAGGUGACCAUCUUGAUGUUGUCGAGAAACUGCUAGCUGCUGGCGCUGAUGUCAAUGCAGAGCCAGCAGGUAUGCAUGGUCGGACUGCUCUCCAAGCCGCUGCAAAAGGUGGCCAUCUAGAUAUUGUCGAGAGACUGCUAGCUGCUGGCGCUGAUAUCAAUGCAGAGCCAGAAGGUAUGCAUGGUCGGACUGCUCUCCAAGCCACUGCGGAAGGUGGCCAUCUUGACGUUGUCGAGAGACUACUAGAUGCUGGCGCCGAUGUCAAUGCAAGGCCAGCAUAUGAACAUGGUUGGACUGCUCUCCAAGCCGCUGCAGAAGGUGGUUAUCUAACUGUUGUCGAGAGACUGCUUGCUGCUGGCGCCGAUGUCAACGCAAGGCCAGCAUAUAUACAUGGUUGGACUGCUCUCCAAGCCGCUGCAGAGGGUGGUCAUCUAGGUGUUGUUGAGAGACUGCUUGCUGCUGGCGCCGAUGUUAAUGCACCAGCAGGUGUAUAUGGUCGGACUGCUCUCCAAGCCGCUGCAGAAGGUGGCCAUCUUGAUGUUGUCGAGAGACUGCUAGCUGAUGGCGCUGAUGUCAAUGCAGAGCCAGCAGGUAUGCAUGGUCGGACUGCUCUCCAAGCCGCUGCGGAAGGUGGCCAUCUUGACGUUGUCGAGAGACUGCUAGAUGCUGGCGCCGAUGUCAAUGCAAGGCCAGCAUAUGAACAUGGUUGGACUGCUCUCCAAGCCGCUGCAAAACGUGGUUAUCUAGCUGUUGUCGAGAGACUGCUUGCUGCUGGCGCCGAUGUCAAUGCACCAGCAGGUGUAUAUGGUCGGACUGCUCUCCAAGCCGCUAUAGAGGGUGACCAUCUCGAUAUCUUCAAGAGAUUAAGGGCGGCUUAGCUACCGCACGUAUCGGAAUGGUCGGCAGACGUAUAGAUCCCGGCUUUGGCGUCUUCGUGGUUCCUACCAUAAGUGUGGCCCUUCUGGAAACGCCUACCAAGAUAACAGCCUAGCAUGGAAAUUGCUUAACGUUAAUAACGGGCCUUUACUAUGCUUUCCCCCCUUCAUGCAGAGCGAAGCUAUCCGCAAACUGAGAGGUCACACAUUCCUGAUCAGUCAGGAAAGGACUGACUUCUGCGACACUCAUCGACUCGUCCGGUCAGCGAUGCGCAACAGGGUCCAGAAAGAAGAGCCAGGGUAGAUCAAGUAUCCAUCCCUUAUCACGAAAAUCGAGGAGUCUAACUAUUUACAUGCCACGUGUAACGAUGGUCCUAAAGAUGAAGGCGAAUAUCUAAAGAGAGUGGAAACCCGUAUUUAAGAGG
Truncatella angustata is the source of this 5024-nucleotide messenger RNA. RefSeq names its product ankyrin repeat-containing domain protein. The coding region runs from base 1 to 4602 and encodes 1533 amino acids. The record is from RefSeq and is a predicted model, not a curated record. The transcript is spliced from 7 exons. Gene Ontology annotation, molecular function: protein binding. Lineage: Eukaryota; Fungi; Ascomycota; Sordariomycetes; Amphisphaeriales; Sporocadaceae.